AUGCAAACAUGUCUUGUUUGUGUCAGACCAAGGAGGUACCCGGCCAAACGUUGGGAAACUUUUGGAUAUCUUGUAAUUGAUGAGUACCACAACAUGGAAACAGAAGAAUACAGGAGGGAAACAUUCGAGCCCAUGCGAAACGUCGAUUUCAACAAGUUUGAAAAGGUUUUAUUUCUCAGUGCCACAGCUACAGAUUGGGAUGACAGUAAACAGGCGAUGUGUCGACUAGGAUUUCGUGGGGUACUCAAAGAAGAUGAAGAUGCGCGAUUGAUGGAUUUCAAAACAAAGGUCAUCAACCUCAUAGACAAGCCACCACUAGGCCACAUCUAUAAGGAUAUAAUAAAAUCAAAUGAUUCACCCAGGGAAGCCCUAGAGCUCUAAAAAGUCAUUUGUCCUUGAGCCACAUUCGAAAGCAAUUGUGGCUGUUGGCCGUAGGGCCCUGGUGGAGGAGCUUGCAAUUGAAUGGAAUAGAUAUUUCAACAUUCUCUGGAUCCAUGGAUCCUUGUCAUCGGAGGAAAAAACACGGCGAACACAAACGUUUAUCAAUGAUGGCAGUAUGCGUGUACUCAUCGGAACAAAGCUUGUGUCCGAGGGAAUCGACGUUAAGGAGUUGCGAAUGGUUCUCAUUGUCGACUAUCUUCCACAGAUUGGAGAGUAUAUCCAGUGCGCUGGGCGGUUGCGUUCCAACCGGUUCUGUUCACUGGUUUUGAAUAGCGACGAGCUGUCGUCACCGAGCCAAAGGGAAAGGGAUGGUUCAAUGACGUUGGGUUGUAUCACAUCCCAGAUCCGUCGGUUUUAUGGGUUAUCAAGUGAAGGGGAGCAGUAA
Lachancea fermentati is the source of this 826-nucleotide messenger RNA. Lineage: Eukaryota; Fungi; Ascomycota; Saccharomycetes; Saccharomycetales; Saccharomycetaceae. The record is from the annotation of a GenBank genome assembly.